GUAUCCUUCUUUGUUACUUUGCCCCCUCACAUGAAAUAUUACUCUACCUUCAGGCUAUCACUACUUUUCAACUCUCCUUCUGAUCUGAUCUGUUUCACUCUAGUUUCCACUUUAGAUUGUUGUGUGUUGUCUGUCCUCAAUGUGAGCUCUCCUUUCACCAUUUCACUCGUUUAUUCUGUCUUCAUUCUUUGGCUAUGUUUCCUCUCCACACUCUUUCCCUCUCUUCUUGUCCAUCUGUUCAUGUGUCUGUCAUUUUUUUUGACGUUUCACGCAGCUAUUGGCUGUUUGCACAGAGGAUAAGAAAUUAACUGGCGACUUGGCGGGGACGUUUUGGUUUGGUCUUCCUUCGACGUUAGCACAGUUAAUGUUACGAAACGGUUUCAGGGAAAAGUUAUAACGACCCGUGAGUUGUAUUUCAAACCACUGCAACAUUCGUAUCAUCCCUUUAAAAUGGAUUGCCUGAAUGUUUCUAGUAUAUUGCCAAUCUCACCAAGGAAAAAGCGAGGACAAAUCCAGGUCAUAUUUGGACCAAUGUUCUCUGGAAAGAGCACUGAAUUGAUGCGGAGAGUGCGUAGGUUCCAGGUUGCACAGUACAAGUGCCUAGUGAUAAAAUAUGCCAAGGACACUCGCUAUUCUGACCAAGGGGUUGCCACACAUGACAAGUAUACAAUGGAGGCAGUACCAGCCAACUGCCUUGAGGAUGUGCGUUCUCUGGCACUGCAGGCUUGUGUCAUUGGCAUAGAUGAAGGACAGUUUUUUCCAGACACCGUGGCGUUCUGUGAGGAAAUGGCCAACAAUGGCAAGAUCGUGAUUGUUUCAGCACUGGAUGGUACCUUUCAGAGGAAGGCAUUUGGCAAUAUCCUGAACCUAGUGCCUCUGGCAGAAAGUGUGGUAAAGCUGAAUGCCGUCUGCAUGCAGUGCUUCAAAGAGGCUGCCUACACCAAGAGGCUCGGUGCUGAGAAAGAGGUGGAGGUGAUCGGAGGAGCUGACAUGUACCACGCCGUGUGCCGUAGCUGUUACGGGGGCCUUUUGGCAAAGAGUGGGAAAGAAAAUUGUGAGCCUUCUCGAGAGGAGACGCCUCCGAACAAGGUCUCCGGCAAGCAACUGGACCUGAGCGCCCAACGUAAACUGUUUGGCCAACUACAGCUCUGAGUGGGUCUCAGAUGGGCAUGAUUGGCACACUACAGCUCUGAGUGGGUCUCAGAUGGGCAUGAUCGAUGAACUGAGGCAGAGCAUCAAAACCAACCAGUGUCAUUUGUACAUGUCAGAUGAAUUCUUUGUGGUACAAGACUGUUGUAAAAUGUAAAUUUGUUAGAAUUAACAUAUAUUUGGUUGUUUACAUUGUGUGUAUUUUUAAAAGCUUUUUCAUCAACGAUCACAAUCAAACAUCUUUUAUCAAACAUCACUUUCUGUACAAUACAUGUGUAUAUAUACCAGUAACAUAACUAUGAUUUGAUGUUUUGGGUUUUGCAUAUUAUAUUUAAUGAAAUAAACUAUAGUUGUCAUUUCGGA
Molecule: messenger RNA, 1512 nt
Organism: Clupea harengus (Atlantic herring)
Lineage: Eukaryota; Metazoa; Chordata; Actinopteri; Clupeiformes; Clupeidae
Gene: tk1
Product: thymidine kinase 1, soluble
Biological process (GO): thymidine metabolic process
Molecular function (GO): ATP binding; thymidine kinase activity
Source: RefSeq, a predicted model, not a curated record